AUGUCGGCAGCCGCCUGUUCCUCCAACGGCAAAUGUGGUGUAAGUGAGGAAGUGUUUCGGGGCACGAGGGUACCGCAGCUUGCUGCAGCAGCAGUGCCUGUGCGGUCACGAAACAUGGGGCCGGCCUCCCUUACCUCUGCAGCAGAUUUCGGAAAAGGGUCUCACCCAGUAAGCUGUCUCUCCCUGCUGAGUAGGCCUCCAGAACCCGCAGUGGAGCAGGCAGCAGCGGAGAAGGCUGCUAGCGAGCGUAGCAGCUCCACCACAACUGCAGCAGAGGGCCCUCUUUCUGCUGAUGCUUGCAACUCGACCUCAUCAGACUCCGCAUUCUUACCUACCGACCAGGAGCAUGAUCUGCUCCGCUUGUCACUGGCCUUCACAGCCGCACGCGGCAGCCCAUCAAAAGCAGAGUUUCCACGUGGGGCUGCUUUGUCUCCUUCCUCAUCCGGGGCUGGGAAGGCACCUGACAUGGCGGCACUCACGGCCCAGCUAAAGUGCCUUGAUAUGCAAAGUGGCUGUGGGUCUGCAUCCCGGGAGCAUAAGGAUCUGAAGUCGAUCAAUGUUCCUCUACAGCUACAGCCCCCUCUUACUUCUCCCCAGUCGAAUCGCCAGAAGGAAUCCAGUGUGGCGUCCGUGGAGGCAAGUGCCUGGGCCCAGACGCCGGUCAAAGAAGAAGACCUAGUGGCCUCCCGAGCACCUGACGAAUCCCGCCCGCCGCAAGAAGUCCCCCGAAGUAGAAAUAAGUCAUGCGCUUCUACUCCAGCGGGCGGGGCUGGCAAAUCUCGUGCGGGAGACACAGAAGACCAGGUCUACCGACUGGGUUUGCUGCUUCGCCAGCUUGGAAGACUGGGAAGAGUGCGGUCGUGUUGGGAAAUAUGGCAGGAGAUGAUGAACACCGAAGGCAAGCCCCUCAUCGAGGCCCCACGUGCCUCUCAGGCGUGUGUGCUUUGCCUGUUUCUAACGUCUCAUAGCAUUGCAUUUGUCUUAGAAUGGCUUGUCUCUACAUGUCUGCUUUGCGCCGUAGGUCUGAAACCUAACGCUGUUUCCUACGGUUGUAUCUUCGAUGCCCUUGUAACAAAUGGGGCUCUGGACUUGGCCUUGAAGCUGCUCGCAGACAUGAAAGCUUCCAACCAGCCUGUCCGGCCCAACACGGUCAUGUACUCCACCCUCAUAAAGGGAUGUGCACAGACGAAACAGGCAGGUUGA
Messenger RNA from Eimeria necatrix, 1203 nucleotides. RefSeq lists its product as hypothetical. Lineage: Eukaryota; Apicomplexa; Conoidasida; Eucoccidiorida; Eimeriidae. The record is from RefSeq and is a predicted model, not a curated record. Gene Ontology annotation, molecular function: protein binding.